This is a messenger RNA of Folsomia candida, 3130 nucleotides long. RefSeq names its product methionine--tRNA ligase, cytoplasmic (gene MetRS). Gene Ontology annotation, molecular function: ATP binding; methionine-tRNA ligase activity. Bases 157 to 2958 code for a protein of 933 amino acids. Gene Ontology annotation, biological process: methionyl-tRNA aminoacylation. Gene Ontology annotation, cellular component: aminoacyl-tRNA synthetase multienzyme complex; cytosol. Lineage: Eukaryota; Metazoa; Arthropoda; Collembola; Entomobryomorpha; Isotomidae. The transcript has 18 exons. The record is from RefSeq and is a predicted model, not a curated record.
UUGUGUUGCCCCAUCACUGGGGCAAUCUCAAAUAUUCAAUUUGCAUUGGGCCACAUUUUAUACUUCAACAGCUUGCAUACAUCACACAACGUUUUUGAAAUUCGCGAAAAGGCAUAUUAUUCCUUCAUUCACAGCCUAGGAUUUCAAAAUUCUGCCAUGGACCAUCAAAACCAGACCAUUAAAAUCAUCACGAACACGGGAAACCCGGCGUCGCUGAAACCUCUUAUCGCUGCAUCUUUGUAUGGAUUUAAGGUCGCUUUGGAAAGUGUGAGUGUUUCACCUGAUGGAAAGCAACGUCCACGUCUUCCCGUUCUUGUGGCGAAUGAAAAGACAAAACUGUUUGACACAAAUGUGAUGGUGACCUACUUACUCGAGUUGGCAGGCAUUCCUCAUCCCAGUGCAAACCUUUUAAAUCUUCUCAAUUUUGAAGCACAUUCACUCUUUCCUCUUGUUCUUUCCUACUUGUUGGAAAAGGCAGACACUGAUUUUGGCGUGGGGAAAGAAUUGCUAAAUGUAUUGGUCGAGCUGGAACGAAGAUUGAAAGGGGAAAGCUUCUUUUCUGGAAAUGUUAAGCCAGAUAUUGAAGAUGCUAUUGUGUGGGCAACUCUUUAUCCAUUAUUCUCGGCAAAUGAUAAAAUUACCAAAAAGUGUCCUUUGUUACUGAAGUGGUACAUUCUCGUAGAGUCAGCAGAUUUGACUAAGGCAGCAGUAAAUCUUCUCCAACCAGUUUCCGGAAGAGAAGCUGCAAAACAAAUUCUAGUUUGUAAUCCUACUGCGUCCAUUUCCUUGUAUGGCGAAAAGAUUAAGAUGGAAAAAUUGAAACUGGACGAUCUCCCGGGUGGUGAUGCUACCUCGACAGCUGUAUCGUCAGAGGAAAUUCAACUGGCUCGAGAAUCUUGGGUUAGACCCACCCCAACUAGCGCUGUCAAGUCGAAGCGAGCCGGUCGAAUCUUGCCACUGGCUGGACAGAAAAAUUAUUUCAUUACAUCUGCUCUUCCUUAUGUUAACAAUGUUCCCCACUUGGGAACAAUAAUAGGAUGCGUAUUGUCCGCUGAUGUUUUCGCUAGAUAUUGUCGAAUCCGUGGUCGUAACACGCUUUAUAUAUGUGGAACUGACGAGUAUGGAACUGCAACUGAGACCAAAGCCUUAGAAGAAAAUUUAACACCGCAGCAAAUUUGUGACAAGUAUCACAAAUUACACAAAGAAAUCUAUGACUGGUUUGACAUCUCCUUUGACUACUUUGGAAGGACGACGACCAAGGAACAAACUGAAGUUGGACAAGAAAUCUUUCUGAAAUUAUGGAACAAUGGAUUUCUGAAGGAAAUGGUUGUCCAACAACUUUUCUGCAAUCCAUGCAAGCGAUUCUUAUCUGACCGUUUCGUCGAAGGAACUUGUCCCGCUUGUGCCUAUGAGGAUGCUCGUGGCGAUCAAUGCGACAAGUGUGGGAGACUCACAAAUUCUAUUGAGCUGAAGAAUCCUCGGUGCAAAGUUUGUGGGUCGAAAGAUGUCACCACAAAAAAUAGUGAUCAAGUAUUCUUAGAUUUGCCGAAAUUAGAAGAGAAAGUUGGUCUUGAAGAAUGGUUGAACCGUUCUAGUGAGGAAUGGACUUCGAAUGCAAGGCAUAUAGCCAAGAGCUGGAUACGUGAAGGUCUCAAGGAACGUUGCAUCACUCGAGACUUGAAAUGGGGAACACCUGUUCCGAUUGAAAAGUAUAAAGAUAAGGUGUUUUACGUGUGGUUUGAUGCGCCAAUCGGCUACAUCAGCAUGACCAAGUGUUAUACGAAGGACUAUUGGAAGGCAUGGUGGAUGAACCCGGACCCCGAGAUUGACAUUGAGUACUAUCAAUUCAUGGCCAAGGACAACGUUCCAUUCCAUUCCAUCCUGUUCCCAGCUUCUCUACGCGGAACGAAGGAUCCCUGGACCCUCGUUCGCCACAUCAUGGCAACCGAGUAUCUCAACUACGAGGACGGCAAGUUCUCCAAGAGUCGAGGCGUGGGAGUCUUUGGAAAUGAUGCGAUACAAACGGGAAUACCAGCCGACAUUUGGAGAUUUUAUUUGAUCUUUGUUCGACCUGAGAAUCAAGAUUCGGCCUUUUCAUGGGAUGACUUUAUGCUAAAAAAUAACAGCGAACUGCUGAAUAAUCUGGGCAAUUUUAUUAAUAGAUCUUUGACAUUUUUAGCCAAGUUUUUUAACAGUAAAAUUCCACCCAUGAAUUUAAAUGACGACGACUUCCGCGUUGUUGCAGAAAUCAAUAAAGAAGUCUCCGAGUAUGUGAAUUUUCUAGAAACGUGCAAGUUGAAGGAUGGACUUCGUAAAAUAUUGGCAGUGUCCAGAAUUGGCAACGUCUAUUUCCAAACACAACAACCAUGGACUCUCAACAAGAAUGACCAAGAUCUGGAGAGAUGUGGAACCAUAUGCGGUUUAGGGGCUCAAAUCGUAUUCCUUCUUAUGACACUUAUGGAACCAUUCCUUCCUGGUGUAAGUCGCCAAAUUAGAGAACAACUGAACGUUCCAAAACCCAUAUUUUCGAAACAACUCGUUCCAUUCCUGAGUGUCGGACAUGAAUUGGGAAAGGUUUCUCCACUCUUCCAAAAAUUGGAUGCUGACUUUAUUGCCGGCCUUCGGAAAAAGUACGUUGGGCAGCAGCAGCCAGUUGAAGCUUCCCCAAAAAAAGGGACCGCAAAGGCUGCACCUGCGGACUCACCUUUAAAACCGGAAUCAAAUGGAGUCCCUGGAUCUCCUGAAGAAAUUGCCGCUUUGGAAGCAGCAAUUGCCUUACAGGGGGGCGUAGUUCGAGAUUUGAAAGCGGCCAAAGCAGAUAAAGCCGCAUUACAACCAGAAAUAGAGAAACUACUCAAGCUAAAAUCAGACCUGAGUGUUAAACAAGGUGUUGACCCCAAGGCGGCUGCGGCUCCAGCGGCGUCAUCUAAAUCAAAAGGGAAGUCAAAGAAAAAGUGAUAAAGGAACCAGUGAAGCAACCACCACCUGUUAAAUCAAUAUUAUUUAUUGUUUAGAGUACAUACCCAAUGUCCAUUUCAUCCUUUUGUUGUUAUUAUUGAGUUCAAACAAACAUUAGUAUUAUUAUUCAACAGGGUGUGAUUUCGCAAAUAAAUACAAAUGAAUGAAUGAA